AAGCCCAGCUGAGCCAAGCCCUGCUGAGCCAAGCCCUGCUGAGCCAAGCCCGGCUGAACCAAGCCCAGCUUCCUUGAGCAGAGCCCAGAGCAGGUUUUGAAAGCACAUCCUGCCCGCCCGGGAGGCAGCACAAGGCGAGCCCCGAGCGCCAUGGGCAGCACCAGGAGGGGCUGGGAUGGGCACCGGGAGCUGCUGCGGCUCCGGGAUGUGCAGCUGGAGCCCCGCGGGACCUCCCUGCCCCCAGGGACACCUCACAGGGCCAGCUCGGUGCUCUGCAGUGCCAGCCCGGACCCGGCUGCCCCCGGAGCCGCCACCCCCAUGCCGGACACGCCGGGGGGGUGCCCCCCUCGCUGCCCCAGCUCGGCCCUCAUCUACAGCAACGUGGGAGAGCUGCGUGCCCACCUCGUUCCCCGCAAGGCCAGCCGAGGGGAGGGCGCUGUGAGACCCCUCCCCCGGGCCCAGCCGGACCCGCUGCCUCCCCCCCUGCCCAAAAAGCAGCUCCAGCGAGCCGAGUCCCUCCCGGCGCCCGCAUCAUCCCAUGACGACCCCGAGCCUCGGGCCGGCAGCAUCCUGUACAGCAUCCCCGCAGCACAGGGGGCUCCCCCCCGGGACAGACCCUCCAAGAAGCCCCUGAACAAAUCCCAAAGCCUGCUGGAGCCGCUGGCCCCAAGCAGCCCCCAGAAAGCCCCUUCGAUCAGCCUGAAGGAGCUGACAUUCGGCACAGGGGAUGGGGAGCUGGGGCAGCUCCUGGAGAGCCCAGCCGGGGUCUCUGGGGUGGUUUUGGGGUGCCAGGAGGCCGCCCUGGCCCGGCUCUCGGCUCUGCUGCAGGAGGAGCUGCUGGGGCCCGAGGAGAGGCAGCAGCUGCUGGAGGCAGAGCUGCUGGGCAAGCGCUGGGCAGCCCUCGGUGUCCUGGACCCCCAGCCCUGCUGCCAGAGCGGGGACGCCUGGUACUUCAGGGUGGGCUUCACCUUCCAGCACAGCCAGCUGCAGUUGGCAGCCAAGGUCCCCAAGCCGUGCUGCUCCAGCCUGGCCGUGCAGAGCUCCCUGGGCACCCACUGCAGCAUCCAGCGCCUGCUCGGCCGCUUCACCGACCGCCUCCCCCGGGAGCUGCUGCUGCCAGCAAUCCCUGGAGCACAGAGCCCUUCCAGAGAGCAUCCAGCCUGUCCUGCCCCCCAGCCCCUCCUGCAGGUGCUGCUUUGUGCCGAGGUUCCCCAGCAGACCCUGGCAGAGUUUGUGAAGGGCUCCCGCGCUCUGCACAGGAGCAGCCCCGGGCACUACGAGCGCCUGGGCUGCCUCCUGCUGCUGCAGCUGUGCAUGGGGCUGGAGCACCUCCAGGAGCAGAACGUGGUCCAGGGGGACCUGUGCCCUGAGAACCUGCUGCUGGUGCAGUGCCCGUGUCCCCCCGAGAGGCAGAAGGAGCUGCCAGGACUGUCCCUUCCUCGGCUGCUCAUCAGCAGCUUCUUCAAGGUGCAGGAGAAGCAGAGACCUUGUUCCAGCAGCCAGGAACUGGACUGGAGCCACGCUCUGGCUGCACCCUCCACUCCAACAGCAGCUGAGCUGAACUUGGGCAGGCUGAUCUACCAGAUCUUGCACGUGGACAUCUCCCUGGAGAACAUUUUGGACUUCAGAAGCAAAAGGCUCCCCGAAAUCCCCUCGCUGUCCAUCUACUCAGCAGGACUGAAGCGCUUGGCCUCGCUGCUGCUGCACAGGGAUCCUCACCAGAGGGUGUCCAUCCUGCAGGCCAGGGCCAUCCUGCAGGUGCUGCUCUGGGGACCACGCCAGGAGCUCUUUGCCAGGAGCAGGAAGAGCCUGGAGCUGCUCCAGAGCUGGCUGCAGGUCAAGAGGGCUCUGCUGCUGCUGAGGUUUGCAGAGAACUCGGCUGGGGCUGGGGUCAGGCCUGGCCUGGAGGAGUGGCUGUGCUGCCAGUACUUCCAGGGGGCCGCUGAGCACACCCUUUACCAGGUCACCCAGGUUCUCUAUGCUCCUUAAACCACCUCCAGUUCAGCCCACCCAAAGGUCUCCUAAAGCUCACGAGGGCCCAGCCAAACCUGUCCCUGCCCAAACCUGUCCCUGCCCAUGGCAGGGGAGUUGAAACUAAAUUAUUUUUAGGGUCCUCUCAGCCCAAAUCAUUCCAUGAUUCUGUGAAAUCCACCAGUUCCUGAGAAAUCUCAAUAGGUCUUCACUGGGAAAGCUCUACAAACCCAAGCCCAAGGAUGAUGAAGUGUGUAAAACCACAGGGUUUAUACCCUCAAACCAUUUUUGCUUGAUGCUCUAAGUCUGGUUUAUCAGAGCACCUGAGGAAAGGCAGCUGGAUGGGAGUCCCAGGCAUCAAUUUAGUGACUGAUAAUCUCAAAUAAAGUUUAUGGGGUUCAGACUUUGAACAAAACCCCCUCAGAGCCUUUUUGCAGCCAGCAGGUUUUUGCUGUUUUAAAUUACACUCAAAGCCACCCAUCACAGCUCACCCUGAGAAACAAAAGCUCCUUCAGCCUGUGCCUCCCAGAGACAAUUUGUGACACAGUCACUAAUAAAAAUGACAUUUUAAAGGGAAAAAUACAGCUUCAAUAAAACCUGAAGCCAAGCCUCUCAAACACUGCUCCUUUAUGUGCUUCUCUGCCAGCAUUACACACUCCAGGGAUGGAUCCAGAGGGAAACACAAAGCCAAACUGUCCUGGAUGGUGGUGAUUACCCAGAACAGCCUCCAUGGGCUCUGGUGAACAGCUCAGGUGAGUUCAUGGGCACCAAGGCAGGGCUGUGGAAUCUUUUCCUUGCUGUGAAACACUUGGCAGCACGUGGGAUCUGGACCCAGUCCCCAAAUCCAUGCAGAUGUCCAGGGACCAGCAUGGUGAAGGUUAUUUAAAUUAUUCCUCAGCAAUUAAUAAUCCACUCACAGCCAUCUAGGCUGGGUAUCAGGAAAAAUUCCUUCACUGAAAGAGUGCUCAGGCAUCAGCACAGGCUGCCCAGGUGCUGGAGUCACCAUCCCUGGGAGUGUUCCAAGUGGGGAUGUGGCACUUGGGGACAUGGCUUAGUGGUGAUGGGGUCAUGGUCAGGCUCAGUGGUCUGAGGAGACUUUUCCAACCUGAACAAUUCCAUGAUUCAGUGACUCCAUCACCUAACAGCAGUGGGACAGAGCCUCCCACAGCUGCUGUGCCCAUGGAUGUGGCAGUGGCUCCCCAGGGCAGUUACCCAAGCCUGGGGCAUGGCUGGAGUGGGGAGGAUUCCUCCUAGAAAUCCCUGAGCUCCAAAAAACCAAAAAUAAACCAGAGCUGAGAGCCUGCAGAGAGUCCCUGAGCUCCAAAAUACAGAAAUAAACCAGAGGUGGGACCCUGGAGAGAGUCCCUGAGCUCCAAAACCAAAAUCAAACCAGAGCUGGGACCCUGCAGAGAACAGCUCAGUCCCAUGGUUGGUUUGCAGCACCC
Molecule: messenger RNA, 3416 nt
Organism: Zonotrichia leucophrys gambelii
Lineage: Eukaryota; Metazoa; Chordata; Aves; Passeriformes; Passerellidae
Gene: PEAK3
Product: PEAK family member 3
Exons: 4
Coding region: 151-1989 (612 amino acids)
Biological process (GO): protein phosphorylation
Molecular function (GO): ATP binding; protein kinase activity
Source: RefSeq, a predicted model, not a curated record